GAAGAACAUCUGCAUCCAUCCUGUCACUCCAGACAGCGCAUAUUAAACGUAUUUCCACCCCCAAAAGACACCGCCGAAGCGCAUUCAAGAUGGUCAAGCUCGAAGAAGUGCCAGAUGAGGAGCUCUUCGCGGAGCAGGCAGGCCCGAAGGACGAGGAUGAAUGGGACACUGACGAUGGCUCCUCGGACUCAGAUGUCUCUGACGUGGACGACGAUGACUCCUACGAUGAAUCUCUCCUCGAUCGCAUUUACGCUCUCAAAGACAUCGUGCCACCGACCUACCGUAAGCGCAUGAGUAACGCCGCCGAGACAUCAUACUCCUGGGCGACCAGCAUUGCCAGCUUCAGCGGAAAGAGCCUGUGGGUGAUUAGCACCAGUGCGCUAUUGCUCGGUGUGCCGUGGGCGUUGGCUUUUAGCGAGGAACAGCAGGUGCAGGAGAUGGAGAGAGAGAUGAGGAUGCAGCAGAGUGCGAAUGAGCUUCUGAUGCAACCUGGUGGACAAACUGGCGCCAAUGCUGCCUUGUAAGAGCACGAAGAGGAGAAAUGCACAGUUUUGCGGCAUAGCGAUGACUUGUUGCGCUAUGCAGAAUUUGUAUAGCGCUUGUAUUAUAUUCUCUGCUCAUUCACAACAGCAUUCAGACUUGUAGGCAUGGGAAACGAAAUGGCAAGCAGUGCAAUCAGCGAUAGGGCAGGCUGGACAUCCGUAUCGCCCACAGAGCUGCCCACGAUCUAUGUCUCGCCUUGAUCCUUUGCGGAUGACUGAGUCAGCGCGACAAUGGGUCCUAGCAUGACACUCGCCUUGGAGAAGCACACGUUCCUGCAUUGAUGCUCAGCUCGAGUCCCUGUGUAAGCGACGGCAUGUCAUGCGAAAAAGUGCAUUCGAGGAAGCCUACAAGACAAGACAGCAUUUGUCAACAACUAGCCAGCGAUGGGAAGCCUAUUGAGUGCUUGGUGAGGACGAAGGUCUGUUAGGCAGGCUCAAGUGUUGUUGAUCCGAAGAGACAUGCUUAUGUCGAGGAAGUUGGAAACUAGGUACCUGUACCUAACCUACCUAGGUACCUUACCUACAUGUAAGGUAGGUAAGGUAUGUUUGGGAUAUGCUUGCGGGACAGGAUAUG
This is a messenger RNA of Sphaerulina musiva SO2202, 1116 nucleotides long. RefSeq names its product mitochondrial import translocase, subunit Tom22. The transcript has 3 exons. Gene Ontology annotation, biological process: intracellular protein transport. Gene Ontology annotation, cellular component: mitochondrial outer membrane. The record is from RefSeq and is a predicted model, not a curated record. Lineage: Eukaryota; Fungi; Ascomycota; Dothideomycetes; Mycosphaerellales; Mycosphaerellaceae. Bases 90 to 524 code for a protein of 144 amino acids.